GGCUCUCCCUCUCCGUCCGUGGUGUCCCAUGGAUGCGGUGUGAUUGGACGACGCCUCCGGUCGUUACCAGGGGCGUGGAGCCCAGCGACGUGAAUGGGAAACACAUUUGUGUGCUUACACCGGUGCACACAUCUGAUCUAAUCGGGGCAGAGAGACGAUGACAAGCGAAAACAGCUGUCCGCGCAAUGUAAUUACCGCAGGGGUCGCGGGGAAACUAACGUUUCCCGUGUGUUGAUAUUUAAGUACACGCUCCGCAGUCCGCGGCCACGAAGAAGAAGAAGAAGAAGAAGAAGAAGAGGAGAGAGUCGCGUCGCGAGCUGCAGCCGAACAGAGGGAUGCGAGGACUUGAAAGGAGAUAAAUACAAUAUAUUAGACAUUUUUAUUCCUGUCAAUAUGGGAUACGUGUUCGGUUAGCAAAGGGUGGGUUGAAUACUGAAUUUGUUUGGGUGGCUCCCGUAGGAGGAAAUGGGGUUAAUAUGCAGAUAGGGCGUUUUUAUCCGAGGCUGUUUGGUCGGUAGUUUCUGCGCCCUUUUCAAAGAGCUCUCUUUUUAUCGGAUGAAAUCUGGUCUAUGUCAUCCAUCCUAGGGCUACCGAGGGCCUCUGCUGGCAAACUGCGUCACCGAGUGGGCGCUGCAGGUAUUCAUCUGUAAAUCUGCGUGUUGGGAAGUCUAGCCAUGGCACGAAUGACCUGGAAACCAAAGUGACUGAACUUUGAACCCACCAUGGAGCCGGAGCCUAAUUCCAACUCCGAGGCCCACCCCAAACCCAGAUACCCACCGGUAGCCAGCUCCCAGUGUGAACUGGCCACAAAUAUGUAUGAGGCCAUGGGUGAUGGGAAUGUCACCCCGGAGGACUCGGAGGUGAGAGGUGGGAGUGACCCCAGCGCGUACCCUUCCUCCAGCUACCAGAGGAAUAUUCAUCAGAGGUUCAUCAGGAGAAACCUGUGGUUCUCGGACGCGGACGAGCAGACCUUCGAAGCGCCCGAGUGUGACACCAGGAGUAAGAUCCUAAACAUAAACCUGCGAACAAUAGUGGACAGGACGCGGGGGACUAGUUGUGGGGUGCAGGAGGGCUCCAGCACUGAGAGCCAAGGAGGGCAAAAAGACAGCGCAACGGAGAGCGCCAGCGCCGACGAGGACAAGGAGAAAGGUGGGGAUGCGUUAAAUGCCACGUGCAGUGAUGGCGGUAAAACUGCCGUCAAGGCGGCCAGUGAGGAGAACGAGGAGGAGGCGGAGAUGAAGGCAGUCUCCACAUCUCCAGGAGGAAGGUUCCUCAAAUUUGACAUUGAGCUGGGGAGAGGAUCCUUCAAGACGGUCUACAAGGGCCUGGAUACAGAGACCUGGGUGGAGGUGGCCUGGUGUGAGCUGCAGGAUCGUAAGUUGUCAAAAGUGGAACGUCAGCGCUUUAAAGAGGAGGCAGAGAUGCUGAAGGGUCUUCAGCAUCCCAACAUUGUCCGUUUCUAUGACUUCUGGGAGUCGCCUCUUAAAGGAAAGAAGUGCAUUGUUUUAGUAACGGAGCUCAUGACCUCAGGAACGCUAAAGACCUAUUUGAAGCGUUUCAAGGUAAUGAAACCCAAGGUGCUGAGGAGCUGGUGCAGACAGAUCCUAAAAGGCCUCCACUUUCUCCACACCAGGACGCCUCCCAUCAUCCACAGAGACCUCAAAUGUGAUAACAUCUUUAUUACUGGACCUACAGGGUCAGUGAAGAUAGGGGACUUAGGGCUGGCAACACUCAAGGCUGCUUCCUUUGCUAAGAGCGUCAUAGGCACUCCGGAGUUCAUGGCUCCAGAGAUGUAUGAGGAGCACUACGAUGAGGCCGUGGAUGUCUACGCCUUUGGCAUGUGUAUGCUAGAAAUGGCCACCUCUGAAUAUCCCUACUCCGAGUGUCAGAACGCUGCUCAGAUUUACAGAAAAGUCACAAGUGGAGUGAAGCCGGCCAGCUACAACAAGGUCAUGGAUCCGGAAAUCAAGGAGAUCAUUGGGGAGUGCAUCUGCCAAAAGAAAGAGGAACGGUACACCAUCAAGGAUCUGUUGAACCACGCUUUCUUUGCCGAGGACACCGGUGUCAGGGUGGAGCUAGCCGAGGAGGACGAUGGGCAAAAGGCCUCAAUAGCCCUCAAACUGUGGGUGGAGGAUCAUAAGAAGUUAAAAGGGAAGUACAAGGAGACUGGAGCCAUUGAGUUCACAUUUGACCUGGAGAAGGAGGUCCCUGAAGUUGUGGCGCAAGAAAUGGUGGAGUCUGGCUUCUUCCACGAGAGUGAUGCGAAGACUGUGGGGAAGUCGCUCAGAGACCGCGUGGCCCUGAUCAAAUGGAGAAGAGAGAGGACGGCGUCUGCUGCGUUGGUUCGGGGUGAUGGAGGACAGAGGAUCCAGGUGACAGCGUCUCAGGGCAUGUCUGCCGGGGCUCCGCAUGUAGGACAGCCCCUUUUGCUGGAACCAGAAGAGCCAGAGGCAGACCAGCACAACAGGCUACAUAACCUACCAGCCAGUGCCACCUCAGUGACAUCAGACGGCACUCUUGACAGUGGCAUGGGCUCCACUGUGUACUCAGACUCCCACAGCAGCCAACAGAGUGUCCUCUACCAGUCCCUGCUGGAGCCUAUUACUAUGGCAACACAGCAGUGCCAGAGCAGUAGCCGUUUUCUGACAAAUCGACCUCACUCCUGUGAAAAGGGUGAAGUGUUGGGGGCAACUCUGAGCCCAGAGUUCAGGACGCAACAGGGAGCUGCAGGCAGAAGGGGAAGUGCCCCUGCAAUGGACUUUCAAAGGGCAAACUACAUUUCUCAGCUCCAUGCCCUCAUUCAGCAUCAGAGAUCAAUCAGUCCCAUCACUAUGCUACGAGAGAACCCAUCCGAACUCGGUCCCACUGAGCUUCACUCUGGGGUUGAAGAUAGUUUGUCCCCCGGACGAUCUUCCCCACUGCCGCAACUCUCCCCUGUUACUUCACCUUCGACUCAGGUGGGAUCUCCGGGCCGGAGAGGAAGUGCCCCUGCGAUGGACAUUCAAAGGGCAAAUUACAUUUCUCAGCUCCAUGCCCUCAUUCAGCACCAGAGAUCAAUCAGUCCCAUCACUAUGCUACGAGAGAACCCAUCUGAACUCAGUCCCAGUGAGCUUCACUCAGGGGUUGAAGAUAGUUUGUCCCCCGGACGAUCUUCCCCACUGCCGCAAGUCUCCCCUGUUACUUCACCUUCAACUCAGGUGGGAUCUCCGAGCCGGAGGGGAAGUGCCCCUGCGAUGGACAUUCAAAGGGCAAACAAGAUUGCUCAACUCCAUGCCCUCAUUCAACGUCAGAGAUCAAUCAGUCCCAUCUCCACCGUACAAGAACACCUGUCUGAACUCAGUCCCACUGAGCUUCACUCAGAGUUUGAAGGUGGUUGUUCCUCCCCACGUAGUCUGCCAUUGCUACAAGUCUCUCCUGUCACUUCCCCAUCUGCUCAGUCACAUUCUGCAGGCCGGAGGGGAAGUGCCCCUGCAAUGGACAUUCAAAGGGCAGACCAGAUUGCUCUUCUCCAUGCCCUUAGUCAGCAUCAGAGAUCAAACAGUCCCAUCCCCACUGUACAAGAGAGCUUGUCUAACGUCAGUCCCACUGAGCUUCCUUCGGAGGUUAAAGAUGGUGUUUCCUGCCAGAGUGGUCUGCCACUAGUGCAAGUCUCCCCUGUCACUUCACCUUCUGAGUAUCGCCGCCGUAGUGAUACUUGCAUCAGAUCACCAUCAGCAGCCAGCAGUGAGAACAUAACACUGCCAGUGCCAAAUGGACGCAAUGGACGCAGACACUCUGACAUUAGUGGUCUCCUUAGUCAUAACCACUUAACAAUGCACAGCCCUGGGUGCCAGGCCUGCCUUGCUUUACUUCAGUGGAAGUCAAGACCUCACCUCAGUUCAUGUGACUGUAAACACCUUCCACCCUCUGGUAGAUCAAUGAGCACCUCUGGCUAUGGACAGUCAAAGAGUUCAAAUGAUUGUUCAAAUUUUCUAGCACUGCAACAGUCCUUGUUCAAUAUAAUUGGACGCAAAACAGGGUUUUGUCACACUUCACCCACCCAAGCCCCCCUGGUGCAUCCCUUAGCUGCCCGCAGGCCUGCUUGCAGUGAUGGAGGCGCAAGGGGUCAUCUCCAGUGUGGCAGUUUGGUUGGAGAACAAGAAUCACCAAAGGAACGUGAGAACAGAUACUUUGCCAGAGAGCAGCAAGAUACCAGGGCUCUGGGAGUGACUAGCUCAACAGGUCACCAGAAUCAACCGUCUGUGCAGGGCCUUCCCUCUUCCAGCACACCAGUGCACACACCACCACAGUACGUUCAGCCUGGACACAGCUACGCUGCAUAUACUGGUCAACCCCGCUCUGCAUCUCCGGCUCCAGCCAGCCUAUGUUCGAUCAAUAUCCAGCAUGCUGCCAGUGCUGCUAGUUACACACCUCAAAGUGUUCAACAACCCCAAGCUGUAGUAAAUAUUGCAACAUCAGCUGUGCCGCAACAUGUUAAACAGAGCUACCAAGCACCAGGCCACCCACAGCAACAGGCAACAGCAGUAAGCUCUUUGACUUUCCCCUUGCCAGUCCAACAAACCUCUCAGAACACCGUGGCACCUACUCAACAACAGGUUCAGUCUGCAUCAGCAUAUCCUGCGUCAGUUCAACAACAGACUGCAACAAGCCUCCUGCCAGCACAACAGCCAGCACAAAGUUGCCCUCUUGUAUCUGUGGCCGCAGGUAUGGCAGCCACAGUCCAGUGUCAACCUGCACAAGCUCCCAGCGCACUGCAGAAGGUUCAAGUCAGCCUGCCUGGUCAGCAGCUUGGUCAGAGCUCCUCCACACCAGCACUUUACGGUCAGCAAAUACCCAUUCAUCAAGAACACCAACAGCCAAUACCACACAAUCCUCAAUCCAGUGUACAACAAACACAACAUUCCGGGCAGGUUUAUAUUCAGCCUCAACUUCUGCAUAGUCAAGAAACUAUGCAUACCACAAACCAAAAGGUGGCACAGCCUGCCCUUCCAUCUCAAAGUCUUCAGUGUACUCCACAGCAACAAGUGCAUGUCGCAGGUCUGCAGCAUCACGGACAAACAGCCAUGCAGACAGCAGUUCUGCAACAGAUCCAGGAUGUAUCUCAUUCUCAGCCUCACCCUACACCAACUCCAGUUGUGCAGGUUGCAGCUUACUCUGCUGAUGUAGCCCCUCAGUGCUAUGCACCCUCUCUCCUCCAACAGACUGCUGCAGGUCAGGGCCACGGCCUGCCUGCACAGUCUAUUGCUGCUCCACAGAAUUACGGAGUAGUGGCUCCUCACAGCCUUUCAACCUCUUCCCGACAAAGUCCGGCUGCUCUUGGUACGCAACAGAGUGUCCCUGCUAAUCAGAGCAUUUUACAGUUUGGACAAGAUGGACCGGAACAUGGACAUAGUCUCUGCCAAUCAGCUUCAAAUGUGCCAGCUCAGACACUUCCUCCUCAGCAACCAAUGGCUCAGACUACUGUCCACCAACAACUUCAACCUCUGCAGAUUUCAACAUCACUCCCACCACCACACCCAUCCCAGUAUCCCACAGUCCAGGUGAUGGCAGCUGUGACUGACUGUGAAUCCUCCUACCCUCUCUCCUGCACUGCUCCUCUCCCUUCAAUUUCCUCUUCGCUUAAUCAGAUUUUCCUCUCUCCUUGCCCUGUAACCCCCUCUGUAUCGCCCCUCUCUCCUCUGCACAUUGAAAGCACAUUAGUUUCACCCAACCCAGUGUCCCUCAUGCCUUCCCCAUCACCUGUGCUGAGUAAAGUAGAACCCACAUCCCCACAGCACCAACCCAUCACUGCUCUGCUGCAGAGCGCUAGAUCUGAGACUCCUCAUACACAACCUGCAUUUAUGUCGGCACUAACCACCCACCCCUUACACACACAAACUGCCCCAUGCCAGAACACACACCCUCCCUCAAAUGGCAGCACUCAGCUUCUGAUACAGAACGUUCCUCUUCAAGCCCAGGUCAGUCAGCCUGAGCUCCUCUAUGCUCAGCCGGUCCAGCAUGCUCAGCUCACACAACCUGCAGUGUUUUCCUCACCUGUGCAGAACGGGGCAGACCUGGGCACAGCCACCACAGCAGCUCUGCUGGAGAACAUGAGCCAGUGCCAAGUGCCUCCACAGGCCCAGCACCAGAGUCAGGUUCAAAGCCAAGUUCCUGUGCUGCAGUCCUCUGACUCUCAGAGAGCAGCAUCUGGGUCCGGUACCGGUUUGACUCAACAGAAACCGCUCGGUACUGUCACAGGAGCUGCAGUUCAGGGUCCAACUGAGAUUAACAUGGAGGACCAAGCUGCAGAGAAACAUACUGGAGGACAGAGCUAUGACAGUAUCAACUCUGACGCCACAUCAGGGAAGGAGAUGAGCGACGGCUACGAGGGGACGCAUGGAGGAAAAGGUGACGGGAAAGUUCGUAAACAUCACCGCAGGUCCACGCGCACCCGUUCACGCCAAGAGAAGAUUGGCAGACCAAAGCUCAGCAUGCUCAAUGUGUGUAACACCGGGGAUAAGAUGGUGGAGUGCCAGCUGGAAACUCACAACCAUAAAAUGGUCACUUUCAAAUUUGACCUGGAUGGAGAUGCGCCAGAGGAGAUCGCUACAUACAUGGUGGAGAACGAUUUCAUUCUGCCUCUGGAAAAAGAGGUCUUCAUUGAACAGCUGAAGGACAUCGUGGACAAAGCUGAGGACAUGCUGAGUGAGGACACGGAGGGAGAGAGGAACUCGGACCAUGGAUGCAGCCCCAAACUGUGUGACGGAGCCGGCUCUCUGGGAACAGAGGCUUCAGCACCCAGUACCCCACAGCUAGUGUACCAACAAAAUGUCCUUCACACUGGGAAGCGCUGGUUUAUCAUCUGCCCUGUGGACGAGACGCCCAUGUUAGACAAAGAGAAAACUACAUCACACAAUUCUACAGCCCAAGAAUCUGAAAAGUCUGGCUCAUCGUCAGUCCUGCCCAACAACAACACAGCUGCGGUAGCUGCCCCAGUUGCUUCUUUAUCCGCGCAAACCCCAUCUUCCUCCGCCUCUCUGCCCGCUGCAGCUCAGACCUCUGUGCAGCCUCCUGACCAAACCAUUGACAAAGCCCUGGUCCAGCAGACCCAGCCCUGUGUAACUAAACAUGCCCUUAGUGCCGGUGGUAUAAGCCGUCACAACUCUCUUCCUGUGGAAGAGCCUUGCAUCUCUGCUGUCUCUAUGGUAACAGAUAUGCCGUGCUGUGCUAUUGUACCACCUGUCUCUCUGGAUGUGAAUGCCGCUGAUAAAGGAGCAAAUGUUGGUUUAGUUUCGACUCAAACCAACCAGUCGAAUCAUAAGGCCAGCCCUACUGGAGAACUACCCCCCCAGCUUUCUACUCAUCAACCUGUGGUCCUGCAACAGCCCUACGCUACACCGAUGCAGCCUGGGACAGUGACCUCCCAGCCCCAGAGUCCAGCACAUCAGCCCUCACAGAGCUCCCAAUCUUCUAGCCACCAGCAGCAGGGUGGGGCGCCAGGAGAGUCAGACGGCGAGGGGCCACGCCGGGUGGAGUUUGUUGACCGCACCAUAAAGACUUUAGAUGAGAAGCUGAGGAACCUGCUGUAUCAGGAACACACUCUCUCCCAGCCCUCCAGCGCUACGUCCGACCCACAGGCCUCCAGCACAGAAGGGGUCAGCUCCCCUCCGGUCUCAGACGGCCAGAGCUCUGAGGGAGCACUCGCAAAGAACAAGGGAGAACCACUGCCUCAGAUUCUUGAGCGCACAGGUAGCGUGGGUGCAAGUGACUCCGUAGAGUCAGCCACUAAAGGAAGAGAUGUGACCACCAGCUCCAGUCAUGGCUCCAAAAGCCGUUUUCAAAUCAUCCCCACUCCACCGGAUGUCAUUUGUCGUUUAGAGAAAGGAGGCAAGAAGAGCUGCAGCACCUGCAGCUCCCCAGCGCCCUCUAGUGGCUCAGGGGGGUCUUACAGUCAGAGUGUAGACAGGAAAGAGAGGGGCACUGCUGCUGUAUGCAAGUCCUCUGUUCCAGAGGACGAGGACAAUUCGGGAGAAUCCAAACAUCCUAGUAGUAACCGUUACUCCGCCCCAGCAAACCUCUGCCAGGCCACCCCCACUUCCAGUCCUGAAUCAACCCCACACCAUAUCCCCCGGGCCCAGACCAUUGACAGUUCGACCCAUCACCGCUAUCACCACUCAUUGCACCUCUACUCUGACUCAGCAGAUGAGGACAGCAGCAGCAUAGCUCUGCCUCCGGCUCAUCCUGCGCCCCCAGCUCAUACCAUGUCCGAGCACAGUGGAGGUGACCUCAUGAAGAGGGCAGUCGCCUUCCUGCGCCGCUCCGGUCGGAGCAAAAGUGAGCAGGCCUCCGAUUGCCCAAACCGACAGGUUGUUGCAAUGAACGGUCACGCUCCCUCACCUCCCGCAGGACAUGCCCACUCAUCCUACAUCAGCAGCGACAAUGACUCAGAGUUUGAGGACGCAGAUAUGAGGAAGGAACUCCAGAAACUCAGAGAAAAACACAUGAAGGAGAUCUCUGAGCUGCAGGCGUUCCAGAGGAAUGAGAUCGAGCGUUUGUACAAGGAGCUGGGAAAAACUCUGCCCCCAAAUGUCAGCCUGCUUCAUGCUGCACCCCCGACCGGCCGCAGGCGCAGGGCCAGCAAACACAAGCUGAAAGCUGGGAAACUGCUCAAUCCUAUGGUGCAGCAGCUCAAAAACAAUCUCAACACCUCUAGCGUUGAGAGGAAAGGUGAGAGUGCUGCCAGUUCAUCCGGCUCCCCGGCUAAAAGUUCUGUUCUGUCAGAUGGCUCAGCCCACUCCAGCGGCAGCUCCAGCUCCGGCAGUCAGCCCAGCGCCACCACAGAGCAGGUCCACACCCAGCAGCCCUGCUCGCUGAAGGGCUCUUUCUCCUCAGACAACAUCUACGCCGGGCUACAUGGUGACGGCACGGCUAACCAAGCCGGCCCUGGUCAAGGCUGGACGGUUUACCACCAAACGUCAGAGAGAGUCACCUAUAAAUCUAGUAGCAAACCACGCACUAGAUUCCUCAGUGGACCUGUGUCUCUGUCCAUCUGGUCCACUCUGAAACGACUAUGUCUAGGCAAAGAGCGCAGUAGUAGGUCCUCUCUUAACACCGCCGCAGCUCAGACGGCCCUGGGUCAGACGCAGCCGCCUCUCACUGCAGCAACGCCCUCACCCUCUCCUCAGCCAAUCACACGGCUCGCUCAGGUCCAGACCAACAACAGCAACAACAAGAGAGGCAUGUUUACUGAUGAUCUUCACAAACUGGUAGACGACUGGACGAAGGAGACGGUGUCGGCGGCCAAUCAGCCGCGUCCCUCGCUGAACCAGAUGAAGCAGCAGAGACGCCAGCAGGACCUGGAAGUGAGAGCACCACCAAUGGGAGCAGUUACACAUGAGAUGAAAUGCCAUGUUGGUCCCAGCAAGUUCCAUCUGCCUCUUUCAUGCCCCCUGACUGCUGCUUUAGGCCCUGGUUUACCUGCAACUCUAUCUCCAAACUCCUCUUCGAUGCUCCCUCCGGGUUACCUGCUACCAUCAGGCUCCUAUGGUCGGAUGGCACCUGGUCCGCUUUACCCCCAGCAGUGGCCAGGCAUGCGUAGUCCUGUAGGGUCCGUGGUUCCUGUAGGCCUGCUUGGUGCUGCGAGAAUGAUGCCCUAUGGCACAAUGACAAACCCAGGGAUCCAAGCCUACCCCCUGGCCAUGCACAGCCCUGAGAAUGGCCCCUCUCCAAAAACUACUAGGACUACCUGAUCUGCUUUGUUAGCAUGUAUGUGCAGGACAGACCACUCUACUCUGUUCACCAGACCCACACAUGUACAUAGUCUGGUCUUGUAAAUAACAUUAAGGAAGUGUUGCUAUUCUUUAUACAACACGUAUAUCUGUAGUAAACUGUGUGUGUGUGUGUGCGUGUGUAUGUAUGUAUACUAUACAUUAAAUGUUAACUAAGUGUGAAUGAAUACCUAAUGCUUUUUGGCUUUGGUCUUGACUAAACUCAGCCAUUCAAACCUUUUUUUUUUUAUCUGCAGUCACAAAAACUGAGUUCAUUUUAUUUUAUUUUUUCACACUGCUUUCUCCUGUUUGCGUUAUGUACACUUUAAACACUACAUUGGAAUCCAAAUAGCGGUGAUGUGAGAUACAAUAACAGGAUAGUAUUUAUGAUGAGAAUAUUUGAAGGAAUGUAGUGCCUUGAAUAUUGAUUUAUUUCCUUCUUCUGUGAAACAAAGCAUGUCUGUGUCAAAGUUAUUUUAUUGUAAGGUCGCUUGAGUGCAGUCUUUUUUUUUUUUUUUUUUAAUGCAUUACAGAACAUUUUGGUUUUGGUUUACAUAUGAAUGCCCUUGUAGUACUGCACUAUUAACACAGUAUAUUCUCUUAUUUAAGUAAUAGCAUCAUGUUUUAACUCUUGUUUACUUUCCACCCCUGUGACAGAUGGAAUGCCAUAGUGGUGAGAUGUACCGAUGCCUUGCAGAAACAAAACGGUUAAUGUACGACUGAUGAGCGAAGGAAAAAAUACGCCAGCAGCCAAAAUCCACUCAUUCAGGUCAAAUGGUUCAGUCGGACACAGCCUAUUUUUGAUAGGACAGCUGAUGCGUUGGACAGCGCAGGAGCUGGCAGGGUUGUAGCCUUGUGCUCAGAGAAGAGGCGGUGUCCAGAGCCAUACAUACUGUACAUAGUUCUUUCUACAGUAUAAGCCUCUGGUAGUGUUCAGAUUAGAAUGUAGCAAUUAAUAUGUGAAGGCUUGAGGCUCAAAAGUGCAAUUUAACCCCUCCACAAAGCUUUGAUCGUGGCCUUGCCACAAGCCUUAUCUCUGAUGUUUGCAAAAGGAGCAAGCUGAAAAGUUGAACAAAGUUACAAAUCACCCAGCAACCAACAGACAGACGUUAUCAGGCAAACUAUGAAUAAUAAAACUCACCCAGCAAACUGAAUUCAUUUCUGGUCAACUUUGCUAGUACUCCGCAUAUACACUGUAAAACUUUCUGUGCAAUCACCAGUUUGUUUUUAACUUAUUUGAUGUUUUAAGCUUGAUUUAUUGUUUUAAUGCUGCUAUUGUCUCACUAGCUGAUUUCAUUGUAGAGUUAAGCAUUCUGUUCACAUUAAGCGGUACUUAAAAAUAAGACUAAUUCAAUUAAAGAUGCCCAUAAAGCAGUGUUAUUGCCUUGUAAAAAUGUAUUGAUUUCAAAGGUUGCAUUUGAUGUCGGCCUCUUUUUAUUUCAUUAUAUUUUCAGUAAUCUAUUGCAGAAUUCAAAUGAUACUUGAUGCCGGAGAUUUGCACAACCUAUAGUCUCCCUUAAUUGUAUGUUUAGAAGUUCCUACACUGUACAUAGUGGGUUUCACCCACCUGUAAUUUUUUAACACUGACAAGCAUGGCCAACUUUUCAUGUUCCACAAUGCAACGUAAAACAAUACAGCUACUAUGGUUAAACGUUUCACAUCUCCACAACACAUUUGAAAUGUUUCUGCACCCCAAUCCUGCCAAGCUGUGAACUGUACAGUUUUCUUGUAGUUUGUAUUUGUACAUUUUGUUUGACUGUUUAGGGGUGGUGGAGGAGGGGUUGCUUUGAUGUAUAUUAUUCCAUCAAUUCGGUUUGAAUUGGACUUUUAUAGGAUAUUAUGCAGAGUCUUCUGCUUUGGUGAAAUACUUCCAGUAGUAAGAGAUUUCUGUUCUCUGUCACACUGUAUCUGGUAUGUUUUGUUCCACCUCCCUUGCUGCUAAGUCAUGGAGAGCAGAGGAGGGAACAACUAGAGCUGGCUUAUUCUUUUGGAUGCAGUGAUCGGAAAGAGAGAGAUGAGAUGCACAGAAGAGGAGGAGCAGUCCGAAGGCUUCUCACUCUGCUCAUGUCACUUCUCCCUGGACAACAUUGCCCCCUGCUGAAUAUGCUCUAAUUGUCAAAGGCUCGUAUUUAAACUGCGGGAUUGCUUUUGCCUGCUGUAUGUCCCACUGCAUUACCCCACCCUAUCCUGCUGCACUCUAAUCACAGACUGUAUGUUGAGAGAGAAAUAAAUAUUAUUUUGUGCUUGA
Mugil cephalus (flathead mullet) is the source of this 11994-nucleotide messenger RNA. Its product is annotated as serine/threonine-protein kinase WNK2. The record is from RefSeq and is a predicted model, not a curated record. Gene Ontology annotation, cellular component: cytosol; cytoplasm. Gene Ontology annotation, biological process: positive regulation of sodium ion transmembrane transporter activity; intracellular signal transduction; positive regulation of potassium ion import across plasma membrane. The transcript has 30 exons. The coding region runs from base 723 to 9728 and encodes 3001 amino acids. NCBI's taxonomy places the organism in Eukaryota, Metazoa, Chordata, Actinopteri, Mugiliformes, Mugilidae. Gene Ontology annotation, molecular function: ATP binding; chloride channel inhibitor activity; protein serine/threonine kinase activity.